UUUCACAAAUAAUAUCACUUAAUUAUUUUUUCUUUCCUAAUCCCUAAAAAUAUGAAGUAAAAAAAAUAAAAUAUAUCCAAGAACACUAUGAUGGAAACUGAGAACUCAACAUCCAACAAGCUCAAACUCCUCCACCGUUCCUAAUCCUCCGCCGUCGAAGAAGCUCAAACUCUCCUUCAAUCUCUCGUUUCCGUCGAAGAAGCUCGUUUCCGUUCCUAAUCCUCCUUCGUCGAAGAAGCUCGCAACUCUCGUUUCCGUUCACGAUUCCAAUGUAUUUGAUUGAUCACCCGAGAGCAGUCGAUGCUUGCCAAUGGUACCAACACGUGUUGGGAGCUGUCGUUUUAUCCGAAAGUUUCAGCACUACAGGAGUGCCUGGUAAUAUAGCUAUGAUACAACAUCGUUACAUGAGGUUAGGCGAUGGACAGCGACGCACUAUUAUUGAGCUCCAAGAUAGUAUCCGACCUCGCACCGAGCAAUCAGACCGUCAUGGCUUUACUUCUCUGUAUUCUAAUGGGCCUAACCUAUUACAUGAUAGAUUCAUCAACGAAUUAGGAGCGAACCAAGGAACAAGUUUAAUGAUAAACCGACAUGAGCAGUUAUUUUUGUCUAAGAUCAGGGAUCCUUUUGGUUUUCACUGGUUUGUGAAAACAGCGGAUCCAAAUCUCAUGUUACCACCAGCAUAGUGAUUUGGUUGCAUGGACUACAUCGACAUGGUCAUUGCCCGACUACAACAAUUAUGCAGAUUAUCACAAUACUUAGGUGCAACUGAUUUAGAGAUUUAUGCAGUAUUAAUCCAGUUAUUUUGUAUGCUGUCUUGUUACCAUAAAAUUACACCGAAUAGAGCUAUAUUGCAUUUACAUUUGUUUGAUUAGUAUCGUUUUACCACAUCACCAAAUUUGCUGACAUAAUGGUAGUGUAACUAAUUGAAAAUUUAUAGGGAUAGCUAUACACCACAUUUCUGUGAAGCAUGCGCCAACAGAAAGCACCUUCCGCAGCCCAAAAAGCACACACUGCAAUCCAGAAAGGGCCCUCUACGGUCCAGAAAGCACAACCGAUUAAGCCUGCAACGUCGGUUCAGGCACCACCUUCUCAGGCUGCAACACCGGUUCAGACGCCACCGCCAAUCCAGACUACUGCUGCUGAGGCUUCCAGAUUCAUUCCUACCCUAAGAUUGACAUUGCCUCAUCAAUUUGAGCAAGGUCCUCUCCAACACACAACUCAUGAUAUGGAAACUGAUUGUCAUCAUCAAGACGACGAGCAAGAGCAUGAAGGGGGGGACCAACAAGAGGAUGAGGAGGGGGACAUCGAAGAGGAUGAGGAAAAAGACAACCAUGAAAAAGAUGCUUGUGGGAAAUUCAUCAUACGUCCCAUUGGUACAGGGCCGAAUAUCAUGAAAAUUUGGCCAAAGUGACACAAACUGAUGGUGGUGCUACUCGUGACACUCAAGAGGUUGAUGGAUCGCAAAGAAUUCAAAUAUGGAAAGAUGUUUCCAAGGGUAAGUCUCGGGGAAGAUGUUAUGGUACUGGACACUUGGCUAAAAACCUUAAGUAUAAAAACUUGAUUUAUGAGGCAAAGACACCUCACAAUAGGGCAGAGAACCAGAUCAUUGAAGCUGCUAGAGCCGAGGCUGCUGCAGCACGUGCAGAUGCUGAGGCUGCUAGAGCUGAGGUUGCUGCAGCACGUGCAGAUGCUGAUGCUGCUAGAGCCGAGGCUGCUGCGUCAACUGCGAGAACCAGAUCAUUGGAAAUAAAGUUUGAAGAAUUCCAAAGUCGCAUGAUGGCUUUGGAGACGGCCUCCUGUAGUGGUCAUUCUCGUCAGAGUUCUCAUCCUCAUUAUGAUAAUGAAAUGGAUGAUCAAUCGGUUGAUGAAGAGGAAGAUGCUUGAUUUUGUUGGUUGUAGACUUUGUGGGUUAUUUUGAUGGUAAGUUUAAGAGCUAUUUUGAUAGGUUAUAUAUUUUGUGGGAUAUUUUGGCGGGUCAUAUAUUUUGUGGGUUGUCAUUUUGAUGGAUGUAGACCUUUUUGUUGACAUUCUAUAUAUAUGGUUAUAUAUGAGAAAUAGAUGGUCAUGUUAAGAAUUGAUGAAUUUAAAUGGAUGUAGACCUUUUUGUUGAGAUUCUAUAUA
Trifolium pratense (red clover) is the source of this 2121-nucleotide messenger RNA. RefSeq lists its product as uncharacterized. The record is from RefSeq and is a predicted model, not a curated record. Lineage: Eukaryota; Viridiplantae; Streptophyta; Magnoliopsida; Fabales; Fabaceae. Bases 968 to 1411 code for a protein of 147 amino acids. The transcript has 4 exons.